UUUCGUUCCGAUUUAUUCGGUCGAAUUUUCUUGUUAUAAAUGAACUCCGUUCAGCCGAAGCACUUCAAAGACAACCAAGAAUUUGCGAAUAAAAUCAACAAGAAUCUGCCGAAAAGUACUGUGACAAGCAGUGCGUCUCGCCUACGAACUCAUCUAAAUGAGAAAAGUCAAACGACGACAAACUGGAGACGUCCAGGAAGCGGAACUUCAUCCUCUAUGCUAAUCAGUACAUCGAAAAUUAAUCUUCCAAAUGACAGAAUCAAACAAGGAAUGCACAAAUUAGGAUCUCUACCCAGGUAUUUGCGUUCAAUGCCACCAGGAAUAACACAUAAUUGCGACAAUCUAGCGGUUGUAAUCAAGACGAAAACAUUUAAGAACCAUGGCGUUUCUCAGAGAUUUUUUGUACGAGAAACAGAACGACUGAAUAAGGUAGAAACAAUAGUCGCAGCAAAACUUCCGAUAAAUGAAAAAGCUUUGGAGGUGUCAUCUGCGUUAGUCUUACCGACCGGAGAGGACUUUGAACAUAUGUGCAUUGCAACCGAACAUAUCACGACUGCUGUAGAUCCUUUGUCAAUUGACAUAAAUCAGUUAAAGACAGUGCCUAACAUCCACUCGAAAAUAUUCCAGAAUUUACACGAGAAAAUUCAGUAUCUGGAGACGAAACAGUGCUACUUUGAAAAUGGUUCUAGGGAAGCAAUCGAGCAGAUUUUACAGCUGGAUUGUAAGAUGAAGAUGAGGACAUCCCAGAUUGAAGAAAAGAAUGAAGAAAUUUGUGAGCUUCAAGCUUGUCUAAAGAAUUUACAAUCGGUAGGUCUCUCUCAGAACACCGCUUCUCGAGAAAAUAUUCUGAAGCAAUAUGAGAAAGAAAAGAUUUUACGCGUAGAGUUGGAUAAAAAAUGUACCGAGCUAAUUCAAAGCAAUAGUUUGGUCCAGAAUCUAAGUAAGCGGCUUAAGGCACUAAAGAAGGAUCUUCAUGAAGCUAAAGAUGAACACGAUAAACUUGAAAACUGCAAUUUUCAAACUGCGGAGAAGUUGACCGAGAAGGAAGUGGCACUUGAAGCAGUAUUGAACAAAAAUUACAUUUUUGUUCAACGCAAUCAUGCAAUGAGUUUAACAAUCGAUAAACUGAAACAGCAAGUUUUCACUAUGGCCCAAGAAAUCGUUGGUAAAGAUGCACAAAUUACUAAACUUUUGGCUAUUUCCGAAGACUUGCCGAAUGAAAUUCCGCGAACUCCACAAGGGGAUCUAAUGGAUGCUCUUCAGUUAGAUCUAACUAAUCUAUCUGGAAAUUCUGACAAUCUUAUGGAAGCGAACAGACUAGACGAUGUAAUUCUGCAGAUUCAUUCAAAUCUACUCGAAAGUUUGGAAUUUAGCAAGACGUCGUUCAAGACCUACUGCGAUUCUCUUAUCGAGUGUGUAGAUGUCGACGAGGUGAAGGACGGACAUUAGCAGACAGCUGAAGGGACGGAGCAGUUGUGAACAUACUUAAGCGGUCAAGUUGUAUGUUGAAACAGAAGCCGUUAUCAGCCCAUUAGAAUCCAAAGAAUGA
Molecule: messenger RNA, 1549 nt
Organism: Malaya genurostris
Lineage: Eukaryota; Metazoa; Arthropoda; Insecta; Diptera; Culicidae
Exons: 6
Coding region: 40-1449 (469 amino acids)
Source: RefSeq, a predicted model, not a curated record